AAAAGGAAAGAAGAACGUAAUAAAAUGUCACCUGAAGUUGCCUUGAACAGAAUUUCUCCUGCACUCUCGCCGUUCAUUUCCAGCGUGGUCAGAAAUGGAAAAGUAGGACUGGAUGCUACUAAUUGCUUACGGAUUACAGACUUGAAAUCUGGGUGUACGUCCUUGACCCCUGGACCUAGCUGUGAUCGUUUUAAGCUACAUAUCCCUUAUGCUGGAGAAACACUCAAAUGGGAUAUAAUUUUCAAUGCUCACUAUCCUGACCUGCCACCAGAUUUUAUUUUUGGAGAGGAUGCUGAAUUUUUGCCAGAUCCUUCUGCCUUGCAUAAUUUAGCUUCUUGGAAUCCUUCAAACCCUGAGUGCCUCCUUCUUGUUGUGAAAGAGCUUGUGCAGCAGUAUCACCAAUUUCAGUGCAGCCGAUUACGUGAGAGCUCCCGUCUCAUGUUUGAAUAUCAGACUUUACUUGAAGAGCCCCAGUAUGGAGAAAACAUGGAAAUCUAUGCAGGCAAAAAAAACAACUGGACUGGUGAAUUCUCAGCUCGCUUCCUCUUGAAGUUGCCUGUAGAUUUCAGCAAUAUUCCUACAUACCUUCUCAAGGAUGUGAAUGAAGAUCCUGGAGAAGAUGUUGCCCUCCUUUCUGUUAGUUUUGAGGAUGCAGAAGCUACUCAGGUUUUUCCUAAGCUGUACCUCUCCCCUCGUAUUGAACAUGCACUUGGAGGAUCAUCUGCUCUUCACAUCCCAGCCUUUCCUGGUGGAGGUUGUCUUAUCGACUAUGUACCUCAAGUAUGCCAGUUGCUAACAAACAAGGUACAAUAUGUUAUUCAGGGAUAUCAUAAGAGAAGAGAGUAUAUUGCAGCUUUCCUGAGUCACUUCGGCACUGGUGUGGUGGAAUAUGAUGCAGAAGGCUUCACAAAGCUUACUCUGUUGCUGAUGUGGAAAGACUUUUGCUUCCUUGUUCACAUUGACUUACCCCUAUACUUUCCUCGAGACCAGCCAACCUUAACAUUUCAAUCCGUCUACCACUUCACUAACAGUGGCCAGCUGUACUCUCAGGCCCAGAAGAAUUAUCCUUAUAGUCCCCGUUGGGAUGGCAACGAAAUGGCCAAGAGAGCAAAGGCGUAUUUCAAAACGUUUGUCCCUCAGUUCCAGGAGGCAGCAUUUGCUAAUGGGAAGCUUUAGGCAGCUUCAGACACGGAGAUGAUACUAAAGAGAUCCUUCAGCAUACACACGUGAGCUCUCAAGAAGAAUGCCUGGAAAUGGGUUGGACUGUCUUGAUAGAUGUUUUCUUGCGUCUGUCUCAUGGUUUUGGUAGCUUCAGUUUUUGUCAGCUUUUUGAAGCAAAGACCUCAUUAGCAUGCUUAAAACUGAGUAUUUGAUAUUCGUCUAGCUCCUUUGCGUCUGCCACCACCAUUCCUUUAUAUAUCCACUGGAUUAAAUUUAAAAGGAUGUGUUUUGCUGUGAUAUUUCCUUGUGCCAACGAUAUCUCAUAUGUUAAGCCUUGUUUCCUUGUUUUCAGGUGAUGUCAAUUGGAUUAUUUUGUUUAUUAUUCCCCAGAGAAAUACUAUGUAAUAUGUAUAUUUAGCUAACAUUUCCAGCAUAUCCUGAGAAAACAUAAAAUUGCUGUAUGUACCAUGAAUGCCUAAUGGACUGUACAGUGCCAUAUUCUGCCUUGGAGGUUUGCAUCUCUCUGUAGUUUUUACUCUCACAGGUAUGGAUAUGAGUUGCACAGUUCAAUUCUC
Messenger RNA from Indicator indicator, 1736 nucleotides. It is a transcript of the gene BABAM2, whose product is annotated as BRISC and BRCA1 A complex member 2. Gene Ontology annotation, cellular component: BRISC complex; BRCA1-A complex. Lineage: Eukaryota; Metazoa; Chordata; Aves; Piciformes; Indicatoridae. The transcript is spliced from 11 exons. The coding region runs from base 25 to 1176 and encodes 383 amino acids. Gene Ontology annotation, biological process: double-strand break repair. The record is from RefSeq and is a predicted model, not a curated record.